Molecule: messenger RNA, 855 nt
Organism: Acanthosepion pharaonis
Lineage: Eukaryota; Metazoa; Mollusca; Cephalopoda; Sepiida; Sepiidae
Source: the annotation of a GenBank genome assembly
AUGACCAGACACCUUCACUUAUUUCUUUUCUCCUCCUACCCACCAUUUUUAAGACUUAUUUCUUUUCUCCUCCACCCCACCAUUUUUAAGACUUCCUUUCUUUUCUCCUACUCUCUACGUUUUGAAAAAUCUCCUUCUUUACUCCUCCUCCCCAAUCUUUUAAACUCCCUUUCUAUUCUCCUCCUCCCCACGAUUUUUAAGAAUUUUUCACCUUUCUCCUCCUCCCCACCAUCUUUAGGAUUUCUUCUCUUCUUCUUCACCCUUUUUAAGACUACUUUUCUUUUCUCCUCCUCCCCACCUUUUUUAGGAUUUCCUUUCUUUAAUCCUCCUACCCACCAUAUUUUAGACUCCCUUUCUUUUCUCCGCCUCCGCACCCUUUUUAAGACUUUCUUUUUCUUUCUCCUCCUCCCCAACCUUUUUAAGACUCCCUUUCUUUUCUCCUCCUCCCCACCCUUUUUAAGACUUAUUUUCCUUUUUCACUCCCUUUCUUUUCUCCUCCUCCGCACCGUUUUAAGACUACUUUUCCUUUUUCCACCUCCCCAUCCUUUUUUAAACUCCCUUUCUUUUCUCCUCUUCCGCACCUUUUUAAGACUCCCUUUCUUUUCUCCACCUCCCCACCCUUUUUUAAACUUCUUUUCCUUUUUCCUCCUCCCCUUCUUUUUUAAAACUUCUUUUCCUUUCUCCUCCUCCCCAUCCUUUUUAAGACUCCCUUUCUUUUCUCCACCUCCCCACCCUUUUUUAAACUUCUUUUCCUUUUUCCUCCUCCCCUUCCUUUUUAAAACUUCUUUUCCUUUCUCCUCCUCCCCAUCCUUUUUAAGACUCCCUUUCUUUUCUCCUCUUCCCCACCCUUUUUAA